Molecule: messenger RNA, 801 nt
Organism: Procambarus clarkii (red swamp crayfish)
Lineage: Eukaryota; Metazoa; Arthropoda; Malacostraca; Decapoda; Cambaridae
Source: RefSeq, a predicted model, not a curated record
AUGGGACACCCGGCGUGGGACACCAGACAUGGGACUCCCGGCGUGGGACACCAGACAUGGGACACCCGGCGUGGGACACCAGACAUGGGACUCCCGGCGUGGGACACCAGACAUGGGACACCCAGUGUGGGACACCAGACAUGGGACUCCCGGCGUGGGACACCAGACAUGGGACACCCAGUGUGGGACACCAGACAUGAGACACCCGGCGUGGGACAUCCGACAUUGGACACCCGGCGUGGGACACCAGACAUGGGACACCCGGCGUGGGACACCAGACAUGGGACACCCGGCGUGGGACAUCCGACAUUGGACACCCGGCGUGGGACACCAGACAUGGGACACCCGGCGUGGGACACCAGACAUGGGACACCCGGCGUGGGACACAAGGCGUGGGACACCAGACAUGGGACAUCCGACAUGGGACACCAGACAUGGGACACCAGACGUGGGACACCAGACAUGGGACACCCGGCGUGGGACACCAGACAUGGGACACCAGACAUGGGACACCCGGCGUGGGACACCCGGCUUGGGACAUCCGACAUUGGACACCCGGCGUGGGACACCAGACAUGGGACACCCGGCGUGGGACACCCGGCGUGGGACACCAGACAUGGGACUCCCGGCGUGGGACACCAGGGACACCAGACAUGGGGCACCCAGCGUGGGACACCAGACAUGGGACACCUGACAUGGGACACCAGACAUGGGACACCAGACAUGGGACUCCCGGCGUGGGACACCAGGGACACCAGACAUGGGGCACCCAGCGUGGGACACCAGACAUGGGACACCUGA